Messenger RNA from Felis catus (domestic cat), 1764 nucleotides. RefSeq names its product transmembrane protein 179B. The record is from RefSeq and is a predicted model, not a curated record. Lineage: Eukaryota; Metazoa; Chordata; Mammalia; Carnivora; Felidae.
UAUAGAAAAAAUACUCUGCUCACCAUUACGCUUUGCAUUAUGCAGCGUUUCAAGUUCUUACUCUUCAAAGCCUCCUUCUUGAGUGGGGCCAUGGCAGCCGCAAUGCUGACCUGGACCCAAGGUUCCUUCAGUGGCUGCUGUCCCCUGUAUGGCACCGUCACCCUGAAUGGCUCCUCCCUGGCCUUAUCGUGAUCCUCGGCCCCAUUCCUCUGCUACUUUGCGGCUGGGGUCUCUGGCCUCCUGCUCCCGCCCCCCCCCCCCCCCCACUGUCUCCUGCUUCUGCUCUUCUGGGUCUACAGCAACUGCAUCGAAGACUCCCUCAGAAGCCCCUUAGGACUCCGCAUCGCACUGGCCAUCCUAGCUAUAGCCAUCUUCCUGGCCUUAGUGCCUGUAUCCUUCCAUUUGGCACUCAUUCUCUGCAAAUCUGUCAUGUCCCUGAACAUUACGAUUAGCUACUCUGAAGCCCAGAAUCCACGGACGUCCCCUGAAACUGCUCUGCAGUUUUGCUCCAAUCCACACAAUGUUGAUACCUCUUCUUAGGUGAAUCUUGUAUUGUGGUGCAUGGUUUUGGUGCUGCAGGUGGUGCGCUGGCAGUCUGAAGCCACCCCUUACCAGCCUGUAGCGGGGGACCCUGAAUGGAGCUCUGAGACAGAUGCUUUCCUUGGGCUACUUCUUUCCCGUUCUUGAGAGUAACCAAAGAAUGCUUCCUGCAGCCAAAGACUCUGCCCAAGUGCCUGCAAUCCUCUUGCCCCCACAUGGCCCUGUUUAUUCUAGGCACCGUUUUCCCCUCCAUGAGGGAAACAUGAUGGUAGGCCCCUUCCACCUCUUCCUGUAGCUGUUUUUGUAAAAACUACUACAUUACUUUCUUCAACAAACAAACAUCCCCCAAAACAUAUUUGAGAUUAAAAUUACAAAUAAAUAAUUAUAAGAGAAAUAAAUGCAAAACAUAAGCAGGCAUGAUGUUCUAAGGAAAUAAAUUUGCAUGCAAGCUUGUGCCCGUGAACAUGACGAUAGAAAUGUACAUUUAAAAUAUUUAUUUAAGGAAUUUAAAUAUUGUUAUAACACUGUGGUUCCCAAAUGCAUUAAAGUUACUUUUUACCAGCCCCCCCCAAUCCUCAGUGAACUUAAAAGGUGCCCAGAGUAUUCUAAAUUUUCAAAGGAAAUAGAGACAUAUGUCAAACAUCUAAGCUAAUAUAUUAAGUCAUUCAGGUUUAACUGCUUAUUAAAUUAAAUAAACCAUGUCCUUAUUACAAAACAGAGCAUGUUAAGUUUUGUAUUUCUUUUAAUACUAAAGAUAGUCUGAAAAUCUUACCCACUAAAAGGCAUGAACUUAAAAUAUUUAAGAAACUCUAACUUGCUUGUCAUUAGAGAAUAGUUUUCAAAAUCUGUUAAUAUAGCAUAAAAUUAUAUAAGUAAUAAUAUAGUGUCAUUUUCAGGAAUUCAAAUAAUAUCAAAACAUAAAAGAAGUAAAGCAUGCCACCAUGCUUUCCUUCACAUUUCCCAAUACAUUCCUUUAGAGAAAGUUAAGUACUGUGUAUAUAUUAGCCCAUGACUCAUUAACCAGCAACAAGUAUUUAUCUAAGGCUUAACAAGGCACUGUUGCUAGAAAAGAAAGCAUAUAAAAUAGAUACAGCAGCGGCUAUUAUGAAGCCUAUAUUUUGGUUCAUCAGGUGGAAUUUUGAUGUUUAUCUUCCCAUUCUUUUUCUUUAAAAUUUUUAAAAUGUUUAUUUAUCUUUGAGAGAGAGCGAGCGAGCGAGAGAGAGC